Messenger RNA from Chenopodium quinoa (quinoa), 3689 nucleotides. RefSeq names its product zinc finger CCCH domain-containing protein 5-like. Gene Ontology annotation, biological process: mRNA splicing, via spliceosome. Gene Ontology annotation, cellular component: spliceosomal complex; U2AF complex. The record is from RefSeq and is a predicted model, not a curated record. The coding region runs from base 224 to 3289 and encodes 1021 amino acids. Gene Ontology annotation, molecular function: pre-mRNA 3'-splice site binding; metal ion binding. Lineage: Eukaryota; Viridiplantae; Streptophyta; Magnoliopsida; Caryophyllales; Amaranthaceae. The transcript is spliced from 9 exons.
GACGAAUUUUGGCAUCAAUAAGGGCUUAACCGCUUAAGGCCAUCAGCUACAAAAAUACUACGUAGAAUUAAAGGUGCUACUUCAGUUUAGGGUUCUUCCGAGAAUUUGGGGAUUUACAAAAUUUAGGGAUUCGCAAUCAAUCCAGACAGUGUACAAUUCAAUCAAUCUCCAACGAAAUGAUACGACCAAUUUAAUCGAUUCACUGAAACAAUUUCCUCUUCAGAUGAUGGCAGUUAUGGAAGAUAAUCAGCAGGAGAUGAAGGAGAGAGAAAUCGAUCAAAGUACGAUCAAAGACGACAACGACAAUGGCAACGAUAACAGUAUAACAAUGGCGACGAUGAGUCGGAAGGAGAAGAGGAAGGCAUUGAAGAAGAUGAAGAGGAAGCAAGUGAGGAAGGAGAUUGCGAAGAAGGAGAGAGAAGAGGAGGAAGCUCGAUUGAAUGAUCCUGAAGAGCAGAUGAGAUUGCUGCGGUUGGAGCAAGAGGAAGCGGAGAGAAUGGCGAGGGAGCGCAUGGUGUUUGAGGAGAGAGAGAGGCAGUUUCUUCGAGCAUUGGAGAUGGAGAGGAAGAAGCAGGAGGAGGAAGAAGAGGAGCGGCGUAAACUCGAUGAGGAUUCAAAGAAAGAGCUGGCUAAUAAUGAGAAUGCUAGUGAGGCGAAUGAAGAUGAUGAUUGGGAAUAUAUAGAAGAAGGACCAGCAGAAAUAAUAUGGAAAGGAAACGAGAUAAUUGUUAAGAAGAAAAAAAUCAGGGUGCCCAAGAAAGCUCCUGAGAUUCUAAAAGAAAAUCAGGUAAUUGAUGUGGAUAAUAAGUUGGCACUUUUGGGUUUGGCAAAUAGUAUCAAUCCUAAAGUGUUAAGAACUUUUCAGGAAAGUGAAAGACCAAUAUCGAACCCUCUUGCUCCCCAGUCUGAAGCCUUUGAAGAUUAUAGGAGUGCAAAAGAGGUUCUAGAAAGUGUUGCACAACAAGUUCCCAACUUUGGAACUGAGCAGGAUAAAGCACAUUGCCCUUUCCAUCUAAAAACUGGGGUUUGUCGCUUUGGAGCACGGUGUAGCAGAGUUCACUUCUACCCAGAUAAAGCUUGUACAAUACUUAUUAAGAAUAUGUACAAUGGUCCUGGUCUUGCUUGGGAGCAGGAUGAAGGGCUUGAGCAUACGGAUGAGGAGGUAAAGCAGAGCUUUGAAGACUUUUACGAGGAUGUUCAUACAGAAUUUUUGAAGUUUGGAGAACUUGUGAACUUCAAGGUGUGCAAAAAUGGUUCUUCCCAUUUGCGGGGUAAUGUAUAUGUACAUUAUAAGUCAUUGGAAUCAGCUAUGCUUGCAUACCAGUCUACCAAUGGUCGAUAUUUUGCUGGGAAACUGCUGACCUGUGAAUUCAUUAAUGUGACAAGAUGGAGGGUUGCUAUUUGUGGGGAGUAUAUGAAGUCAAGGUUCAAGAGUUGUUCCCGGGGAUCAGCUUGCAACUUUAUCCAUUGUUUCCAAAAUCCUGGUGGAGAUUAUGAAUGGGCUGACUGGGAUAAACCAGCCCCGAGGUACUGGCUUAAGAAGAUGGCUGCUUUAUUUGGAUACACUGGUGACGAUUUCACGGAUGAAGUUGGUCUGAGGCACCAUUCAAGAAGUUCAAGGUCCAGAGGUUUAGACAGCCCUCAAAGGAAAAGCUUAUCUGAUGAAGAUGAUGGUUACAAGAGAAGGCGCAGAAGGCACAGUCCGCACAGAAGAGAUGGCAGAGAGACCAGCAAUCUUGACAAGGAGAUGCAAGAAGAAAGAAGAACCUAUCUAGAUCAUCGUUGUACUGAUAAUUUUGAUGUAUCAGAGGGGAGCACUGAUGGUCAUAGAUCUGUCGUUGGCAUGAAGAGAAGCUCGAAAAAGAGGGAAAGGGAAGGACUCUCAGCAGACCAAGACAACAAGAAUAGAAAAAUUGAAGCUAUAAAAAUGUACCAUUCAAGGAGACCAAGGUCUAGGGGUUUAGACAGCCCUCAUAGGAAAAGCUGUUCUGAUGAAGAUGAUGGUUACAAAAGAAGGCGCGGAAGGUACAGUCCGCACAGAGGAGAUGACAGAGAGACCAACAAUCUUGACAGGGAGAUGCAAGAAGAAAGAAGAACCUGUCAAGAUUCUCGUUUUGAUAAAUCAGAGGGGAGCACUGAUGGUCAGGGAUAUGUUGCUAGCAUAAAGAGAAGCUCAAAAAAGAGGGCAAGAGAGAGAUUGUUUACAGACCAAGACAACAAAAGUAGAAAAGUUGAUGCUACUUCUUCCAAAGGCGAGACUGCAGAGGGAGGAGUAAGUGACAGAUACCAUAAACACAAGAGUAGAAGCUCAAGUAGGCAGAACGGAGUUGCAGAGUCAGCUCGUGAAUGUCGCCACAAUAAAGUUGACAAAUCUGAUGUGGGAAAGAGUCCUUAUGGAGAAAAGAAUCAUGAUGAAUUUCAUAGGUAUAAAGAUAAACAUGUCACUGCAACGAAAAAUGAGGCAGCCUCCUUAAAUUAUAACUCUCAUGGUGAUAGUCAGGACAAUGAGGAAGAUGAACACAGUCGUAGUAAGGAAAAAUCAAGGACAAUGAAAGAUGAAGCAGAAUCAUCCAGCAGUGCUUCUCAAUGUUCUGAUGAUAGUAGGCUUGUAAAGGUCGAAAAGAGGCAACAAAAGAAAAGAAGGAAAAGUUCGAGGUUUAAGGAUAAGACAUGUGCCAAAAAGGAUGUAAGAAAAAGCUCAAGGCUAAAGAAACAGUCAGGCUCUACAGAGACAGAGAGUGAUGGUGAUGAUGAUAGACACUAUAGACAUAGUAGACAACAUUCAAGACACGUGAUAAAUGAUGUAGAAUCAUCAGAUGGAGAUAAGCUUGGCAGGUAUGAGAGAAGAUCUUACAAGAGUCGGAGAACAAGGUCUAGGUCCAAGUCCAAGAAAGAGUCGGAUCUUGCAGAUACAAAUAGAGAUAUGUCACAAGAGUCAGCACCUGAAAGAGACCACAAAAGGCCUGAUGAAGAACGUAUGUUACAUGUUUAUAGAAGUGAUGAGGAAGCUACUGCACCUGGAAUGGUGGCAACUAGUUUGGGGCAUACCAGCUCUAAGGGCAUUGAUAAUGAGGCGAAAGCUGAGCUUGAAAAGGCUUGUCGUCUUGCUGCUUUGAAGAAGUUGGAAGAGAUCAGAAUGAAGAAAGAUACUCAGACUUCACACAGUAUGGAGCCUAUUGAAAGUUUGAAAAUUUGCACAAAAGAAAAUUCACAUGGUAGAGUCCUGGAGAAAGCUGAUUCAAGUAAAGUGGAAUUAUGUGAAACUUCUAUAAAGAGGAGAAGGAUUUAGUUUACAAUGAGGUCAGUAAAUUUUCAGGUUAAUAAUUUGCGCCCUUUUGUUGCCGGCAAAUAUCUGAAUAUCGUAAAACAUUCUACAUAAUGCUGUAAAGUAGAGCAAGAAAGGUAUGCUAUUGCCAUCAGAUGCAUGUCUAGAUGCUCGUGUAUUUUGCAGAAACGAAGUAUCGGCAUUCUUCAGGUGUAUGUCUCCAUUGAUGAUGGUUGUGUGAAGUUUUCAUUUUUGUGUAAAGUUAAAGUUUAUCUUGUAUAUACUUCAUACACUUUAAGGGUUGUUUGAGAUAGAAUAUGGAAGAAAUUUUGUUCAUUCCAAUAUGGUAAAAAAUGCGUCUCGUUAAUGGUUCUUAUUAAACCUUAAAUGAGAGCGUCUGUCCUACAUCAUCCCAUUCCCCACA